Messenger RNA from Nematostella vectensis (starlet sea anemone), 3099 nucleotides. Its product is annotated as transmembrane channel-like protein 6. The transcript is spliced from 19 exons. Gene Ontology annotation, molecular function: mechanosensitive monoatomic ion channel activity. The record is from RefSeq and is a predicted model, not a curated record. Lineage: Eukaryota; Metazoa; Cnidaria; Anthozoa; Actiniaria; Edwardsiidae. Bases 341 to 2533 code for a protein of 730 amino acids. Gene Ontology annotation, cellular component: plasma membrane.
CCCACUGACGUAAACACACUAUCAUGCGGAAUGUUUGCAAAGUUUCGAAUACAUGAUCGAGAUAUCAAAUCGUCGAAUAUCGAAUCGCACGAACUGAGAAACCUACGCAGAUCCAUUGAAAACGUUGUUUUGAGUAGCGUGACCCUAGGUGGUGGGCUUUAUUCCAGCACAGAGCAAGGUGUUAGCUUUUCUCUUUUGAAUUUAUUCAUCGAUCGCUUUUCACGAAAAUCAGUUCGGCUCAGCAACAGGAAUAUCCGGUCAGAGUGAUCUUCUGAAAGGAAACAUUUGAGUUGAGGACGAAGCACCCCCCUUACCUCCUGGAGAAGAAAGUGCCCCAUCUAUGGCUAAUGACCACAACAGGACCACCUCCAGUGAGUCUAUUAAAAUUCAAGUGAAGCCACAACAAGCUGACAUCAUGGAAGAUUAUGCCAGAGAUGACUUUGAUGAGUUAGAAGCUUCGCUACCUAGCCAUAACUUCAGGUCGCUCCGUGGGUUGCCGUCAGAUAAUGUUUUCAAGAAGGGUAUGCACAAGUCAUUGCGCCGCCGGAGAGAAGAUGUGCCAGAUGAAGUUGAUGGUAGUAGGGGGUUCGAUGUUGACAAUGAGGAAAUGGUAUCACAUGAAAAUCAAGUUUUCAACAAGUCUGUUGAUUUGAAUCCUGGAGAAUUUGCAAACUUGCUGCAUCGCAAUAGGAAUAUUAAGGAAGUUUCCACAACUAUAAGUCGCAAGCGCAUUUUAAGACAAAGUGUCAAUGCGGCUGCUGGAAGAAAUGAAUCAAAGAAGAAGCUCAGUGCAUGGAAAAGCUUUAAGCUUAGGUUUUCCAUGGGCUGGCAGCAUUUCAAAGACGGAACUAAAGAGAUGUUGUAUUCACUUGACUUGUGGCGAGGACACCUUAAAGUAAUUCAAGGGAAGUUCGGUUCAGGUGUACUCUCUUACUUUGUGUUGCUGAGGUGGCUGUUUCUUCUAAACGUCCUGAUCACCACUCUCACCCUGUUCUUCCUCUUCAUCCCGCAAAUUGUGUAUAAUCCAAGCACAAAAUACAACCAGGAGUCAUUUACUGGCGUUGAGCUGAUCACAGGAGAUGGUUAUUUCACCAACAGUGAGGCGUAUUACGGCUGGUACACUAACCACACUAUAGGCAUGGGUUCGGGACUGGUCUACAAGAUGCCGCUUGCCUACUUGUGUGUGGGAGGGGCCUAUCUUCUGCUCUGUCUAGCAAUUCUCAUCUACAGCAUGGCAGAGUCGUACCGAGAUAACUAUAUCUAUGCCGGAGAUGAGUUUAGUUUCUACACAUCCAAAGUGUUUUGCUCUUGGGAUUACUGCAUCACAAAUAUUGACGCUGCCAAACUCAAAGAGAAAAGCAUUUUUAAUGAUUUAAAGGAAGUGAUAGCAGAACAGUAUUUCCAGCAGAAGCGGACGAGAGGAGAGCUGUGCUGCCUGGUCAUGCUCAGACUUGUUACCUACCUGCUGGUACUGGGCAUGAUCACGGGCGCGUCCUUCCUCAUCUACUACUGCACGAUUAUUUCAGUUGAGACGGACGAAACGCUCAAGAAAUUAUUGCUGCCCAUUGUAGUGUCUGGACUCAACUUCGUGUUGCCAAUGACAUUCCGCAUCAUCGCCAGCCUUGAGGCGUAUAAACACCCACGGUCAGCCAUACAAAUAAGCCUUGCCAGGACAGCCCUGUUGAAGCUUGUCUCUCUUGGAAUGAUUCUUGUCUCUUUGUUUCUGGACGUCUCCAGAUGUCGUCAGGGAUUGCCCCUUGGCAAAGACAAGUGCCUAUCGCUGAUGAAGCAGUGUUGGGAGACAUAUAUUGGCAUUGUGUUCUAUCGUCUUGUCAUCGUGGAUUUUGUCUUUCUUCUUCUGUCUUCCUUCUUUGGAGAAUUUAUCCGAAGAAUUGUAGCGGACAAUAUUGGCUGGUGUAAAAUGAAGGUUGGUCCUCCUGGAUUUGACAUCUCUCGCAAUGUGCUGGAUCUGGUGUACGCACAGAGCCUUUGUUGGAUUGGUACGUUUUUCAGUCCACUUCUGGCGGUCGUCAAUGUGAUCAAGUUGUUCGUUCUAUUUUACGUUAAAAGAGUCAGUGUCACGCAGAAUUGCCGAGUGUCGAUGCGUCCAUUUCGUGCGGCGAAGAUGAACCUGCUCUUCCUCGUUCUCCUCGCGGUAGCCUUUCUCGUCUCCAUAGUAACCGUUGGAUACACUGUCAUGUCAAGAGCUGAGAAAAUGAUGAAGCCUUCUCGAACUUGUGGUCCGUUUAGGAAUGACGAUAAUAUGUAUGCGGUUAUUACUAACGAAGUUGAGAAGUUCCCAGACGUUGUGAGACAGGCUGUUAAUUACGUGUCUUCCGCAAGUUUUCUUGCAAUGCUGUUCUGCAUUCUUGGGAUCGUGGUAUAUUACUACAAGAUGCUCAAGGAUUCCAACGAGAAGAAAAUCAAGCUUUUGAAGGAACAGAUCGCACUGGCUGGUCAAGACAAGUUGUACCUAAUGAAAAAGAUCAAGAUAACUGCGAAUUCUAGGGCCUCAGUUGCAGCAACCGAGUAAAGCCGGGUCCUAGUGUAGUGGCAAUGACCGAGUAAGUUAAUGACAUCCGCCAUCUUGGAUGACAUCCGCCAUCUUGGAUGACAUCCGCCAUCUUGGAUGACAUCCGCCAUCUCGGAUGACAUCCGCCAUCUUGGAUGACAUCCGCCAUCUUGGAUGACAUCCGCCAUCUUGGAUGACCUCCGCCAUCUUGGAUGACAUCCGCCAUCUUGGAUGACCUCCGCCAUCUUGGAUGACAUCCGUCAUGUGAAGCCAAUUGGACGCCGAGGUUACACUAAAAAGGGGGAUGUCCCCUCAGAAUAUUUAGUGAAAGGCUGUCCGAAGUUAGCAAAUUUACGAAAAUGAGAAUUUGUUCUCUCCAAUGGGCCUUUAAUCUGGUAACCGAGAUGUUAUGGAAUGCACUUUUUAAUGUGUUUCUAAGAACAUGCCUCAGUGUUAGCGUGAACUCGAUGUAUAGGUAGUGAUUAGAUUGGGGGAUGGGAUUGAUGUAUCGAAUCUUCACUUGCGAAAUGUCAAGCGACGAAAACUCUGUGCUGCUGUAUAUAUUUAUUAUAAUUUUGUAAUAACAA